Molecule: messenger RNA, 1197 nt
Organism: Solanum verrucosum
Lineage: Eukaryota; Viridiplantae; Streptophyta; Magnoliopsida; Solanales; Solanaceae
Exons: 6
Coding region: 1-1197 (398 amino acids)
Source: RefSeq, a predicted model, not a curated record
AUGCUUUUAUCAUGUGGGGAAAAUGGAAAGAGGAUUUGUGUCACUACCGCUUUUGAAAAUUUUGAGCAGAGGAAUCAUUCUUCCACUGAAAUCUUUAUUGAUAAAUUCCUCUUUGAGGUAUUCAAGCGUCUACCCAGUGGCAGUGAGACAAGUGCUUAUGCUUGUGUUUCUAAGCGAUGGCUCACACUUUUAAGCAGUGUUCACAAGGAUGAGAUCACAGAAUCUAAGAGAUAUCUUGCCAGGUCCCUUGUUGGUAGGAAAGUCACAGUUUCCAGACUUGCUGCUAUUGCCAUUAGAACUUCAAAACAUGGAGGUUUAGCAAAGAUAUCUAUUCGGGGAAACAACGUUUGUCGUGGUGUGACUGAUGUUGGUUUCAAGGAUAUUUCUCGAGGUUUCCCUACGCUCAGAGAACUUUCCUUGUGGAAUGUGUCUUCUGUUGGUGAUGAAAGUUUAUCUGAGAUUGUCCAUGGAUGUCAUUUGUUAGAGAAACUUGAUCUUUUCCAAUGCCCAAGAAAUAGAGGUCCGAAUGGUUCUACUAGUCUGGAGCAUAGGAGUCCUGAUGUUGUGAAUAAGAGUCGAAUGAUGAAUUCAUCUAUGACACACCCUUGUGAUCAUGCUCUAGUUCCUUCCCAGAAGGGAGGUUUUGACAUCUUAGGUGUUUUGGAAAUUUUACCUGGGAUGCUCAAUAGUUGUAUCCAGGCUCAUCCUCUUUCUAGAGUUAGACGUAAGGUGUAUGAGUUCUCAGGUUUUGUGCCUGAUACUCUUGAAUUUGAACUUGUUCCCCAUGGAGAUAUUUGGGAAAGUCUAUUUAACAACCAUAUUCCUAGUAAAGAAGAUAUAGGACUGUAUUUUUUUGCAAGUGAGAAAAAAAGGUUUGAGAGAUAUAUUGCUCUAGUGAAGUUCAUGCGUAGCAAAGAUUUGCUAAUGAGAAUGCUUAUAAAUGACGUUGAGCUCUUUAUACUUGUAUCCACAGCCCUGUGCAGUGAUUCUCAAAGUACGUUGUACAUUUACCUGUGUAUGCAGAUUAUUAUGCCUUUUGAAAGUGGGGAUACUUGUUUGGUUUCAUUUGUGCAUCAAGGUUUUUGCUCUAUAACAGAUUGUCCAAAAGAAGUUGUUAAAGAUAUUGCAUGCUGGGAUAUUAUGUUGAUGCACCAAUGGAUUGGUGUUGUGAAGAAUGUGAUAUUGGCAAAGGGAUAA